Paramecium tetraurelia is the source of this 774-nucleotide messenger RNA. RefSeq lists its product as uncharacterized. The transcript has 4 exons. Gene Ontology annotation, cellular component: protein kinase CK2 complex; cytoplasm. The record is from RefSeq and is a predicted model, not a curated record. Gene Ontology annotation, molecular function: protein kinase regulator activity. Lineage: Eukaryota; Ciliophora; Oligohymenophorea; Peniculida; Parameciidae.
AUGUCAGGAGAUUCAUCAUAUUCAGAAGGGGCAGGUUGGAUUUAAUGGUUUUGCAAUAUGGAAGAUCAUCAAUUUUUAUGUGAAGUUGAUAGUGAUUUUAUAAGAGACAACUUCAAUUUGUAUGGAUUGAAGAGCAAAUUCAAUUUCUAUAAUGAGGCAUUGGAUUUGAUUUUGAGUUCUGAGACUCCUGACGAUGAAGAUUUGGAAGAUGAGCGUUUCCUGGAGGUUUAUCAAGAAGCUACUGAUUUGUAUGGAUUAAUUCAUGCCAGAUUCAUUAUUACAGCAAAAGCAGGAUUGGCAUUGAUGAAAGAUAAGUUUUUAUCAGGAAAAUUCGGUGCUUGUCCAAGAGUAUUAUGCGACAGAUCAAAUGUACUUCCUGUUGGAAUGAGUGAGGAAUUAAGAACUUCUAGAGUGAAAGUAUUCUGUCCAAGAUGUGAGGAGGUGUACAUUCCAAAGAAGAAAUGCCCAGAUGUUGAUGGGGCAUAUUUUGGAUGUUCAUUCCCUUCAAUCUUCAUCAUGAACUUCGUCUAAGAAAUUCAGAUUGCUCCUAAUAGUCAGCAGUAUGUUCCAAGAAUUUUUGGGUUUAGAGUGUACAAGAAGAAAGGGUCUCGUUAUCAAGAUACGCUGUAGAAACCUGCUGAAAUCACUCAUUAUUCUGAGGAACAAUUGAAGAAGUUGAGAGGCAAAAAUGAAUAGCAAAGCAAAGAGGAUUAUGUUCAAAAGUGAAUAUAGAUAAUUUGUUUUUAUUAUUAAAAUUUUUAAAUCUUUUUUAAA